UCCAACCAGAAAACAAUCACCGUCAACACAAGCGGCCCACCACGACUCACGUCGCAUCUGCUCCCAAACUUGCGGCUCGCGAGGUCGGCGAUCACCGGCGAUGAGCUCCCGGAUGGCCGGAUCCCUCCUCCUCCGCCACGCCGGCGCCCGCUUGUUCACCGCGGGGGCGGUCUCCCCAGCGGCGGCGGCCGCGAGGCCGGCACUGCUCGCUGGCUGCGACGGCGUCCCGCCGGCGGUCAUGGUGCGGUUGAUGUCCACGUCCUCCUCCUCUCCCGCCGCGGCGGCGGCAGCAACGCAGAAGGCGAAGGAGGAGGCGGUGAAGGCGGCCAAGGACGGAGGGGACAAGAAGGCCGUGGUGAUCAACAGCUACUGGGGCAUCGAGCAGACGAACAAGCUGGUGCGGGAGGACGGCACCGAGUGGAAGUGGACGUGCUUUAGGCCAUGGGAGACGUACACGGCGGACACCUCCAUCGAUCUGACCAGGCACCACGAGCCCAAGACGAUGCUCGACAAGAUCGCCUACUGGACCGUCAAGUCACUGCGCUUCCCCACCGACGUCUUCUUCCAGAGGCGGUAUGGCUGCCGGGCGAUGAUGCUAGAGACCGUGGCCGCGGUGCCGGGGAUGGUGGGCGGCAUGCUGCUCCACCUGCGCUCGCUCCGCCGCUUCGAGCAGAGCGGCGGCUGGAUCCGCGCGCUGCUUGAGGAGGCCGAGAACGAGCGCAUGCACCUCAUGACCUUCAUGGAGGUGGCCAAGCCGAGGUGGUACGAGCGCGCGCUGGUGAUCACCGUCCAGGGCGUCUUCUUCAACGCCUACUUCCUCGGCUACCUCCUCUCCCCCAAGUUCGCGCACCGCGUCGUCGGCUACCUCGAGGAGGAGGCCAUCCACUCGUACACCGAGUACCUCAAGGACCUGGAGGCCGGCAAGAUCGACAACGUCCCCGCCCCGGCCAUCGCCAUCGACUACUGGCGCCUCCCCGCCAACGCCACGCUCAAGGACGUCGUGACCGUGGUGCGCGCUGACGAGGCUCACCACCGUGAUGUCAACCACUUCGCAUCGGACAUCCACUGCCAGGGCAUGCAGCUGAAGGAGUCCCCUGCGCCGAUCGGAUACCACUGAGGCUGAUUGCGCUCUGCUGAAUUUUGCAUCGCUAAUAAGAAAAUGAGCGUUUUGUUUUUAAGGGAAAGCGUGCUGAUGAGUUAUGAGUAUUACUACUGCAAGCAGGAUAUGUUUGAACCAUUUCUUUAAGAGUGAAACCUAUUUACACCUUAGUCUUUUAUUGGGGGAAAAAGAUUAAUCUACAUAGCUAUGUACAGGUGCUUUUUGGGCGUUUUUCACUUGGAGUUCGUCUGUUCUGUCAUUUCACCUGAAUUGGCUAUCUGAUGUUGAUCUGAUAUGUAGACACUUGGCUCA
This is a messenger RNA of Setaria italica (foxtail millet), 1411 nucleotides long. Its product is annotated as ubiquinol oxidase 1a, mitochondrial. Gene Ontology annotation, biological process: alternative respiration. The coding region runs from base 101 to 1117 and encodes 338 amino acids. Lineage: Eukaryota; Viridiplantae; Streptophyta; Magnoliopsida; Poales; Poaceae. The record is from RefSeq and is a predicted model, not a curated record. Gene Ontology annotation, molecular function: alternative oxidase activity. The transcript has 4 exons. Gene Ontology annotation, cellular component: mitochondrion.